CGAGCCGCACCCGCCUCGGCGAGCCCGCCCGCCGUCCGCGGCCCUCUGCCUCGGCCCCUCGCCUGCCCGCAGCUCUACCCUCCCCGCCUCCUCUCCGCCAGUCGUCCUCCCCCGGUCCCUCCGCGCUCCCCUCCCGGCCCUCGCGCCCGCGCUCGCACUCAGCGCUGCCCCCGCCAUGACGGAGGCGGGUGCCGGUGCCGCCGCCGCCGUCGCAGGGGGGGAGUCGGGUUCCCAGAAAGUAGCUUGAUGAGUGUCCAAAGUAGCAGUGGAAGUUUGGAGGGGCCGCCAUCUUGGUCCCGGCUCUCCACGUCUCCAACCCCGGGCUCGGCGGCGGCGGCCAGGUCCCUGCUGAAUCACACGCCGCCAUCCGGGAGGCCCAGAGAAGGUGCAAUGGAUGAACUUCAUAGUCUAGAUCCGAGAAGGCAGGAGUUACUGGAAGCCAGGUUUACUGGAGUUGCAAGUGGGAGCACUGGGAGCACUGGGAGUUGCAGUGUUGGAGCUAAAGCCUCAACAAAUAAUGAAAGUUCUAAUCACAGUUUUGGAAGUUUGGGAUCUUUAAGUGACAAAGAAUCACAAACACCAGAGAAGAAACAAUCUGAAUCAUCCAGGGGAAGAAAAAGGAAAGCAGAAAAUCAGAAUGAAAGUAGUCAGGGAAAAAGUAUUGGGGGACGUGGCCACAAAAUUAGUGACUAUUUUGAAUACCAAGGUGGAAAUGGCUCAAGUCCAGUAAGAGGCAUACCUCCCGCAAUCCGUUCUCCACAAAACUCACAUUCACAUUCCACUCCUUCUUCGUCUGUUCGACCGAAUAGCCCUUCUCCUACUGCAUUAGCUUUUGGGGACCACCCUGUUGUACAACCAAAGCAGUUAUCCUAUAAAAUUACUCAGACUGAUCUCACAAUGCUGAAAUUAGCAGCAUUAGAAAGUAAUAAAAAUCAAGACCUGGAAAAGAAGGAAGGUCGCAUAGAUGAUUUGCUCAGGGCUAAUUGUGAUCUCAGACGGCAAAUAGAUGAUCAACAAAAAUUACUUGAAAAAUACAAAGAACGAUUAAAUAAGUGCAUAUCAAUGAGCAAGAAGCUUCUUAUUGAAAAGAGUACACAAGAAAAACUGUCAAGCAGAGAGAAGAGUAUGCAAGAUCGGUUACGCCUUGGGCACUUCACAACAGUUAGACAUGGCGCUUCGUUUACUGAACAGUGGGCAGAUGGUUUUGCCUUUCAGAAUCUUGUGAAGCAACAAGAAGGGGUGAACCAGCAAAGGGAAGAUAUUGAAAGGCAGAGGAAACUUCUAGCCAAACGCAAACCUCCAACAGCUAAUAAUUCUCAGGCACCUUCUACCAAUUCUGAACCAAAACAAAGGAAAAACAAAGCAGUCAACGGAGCAGAAAAUGAUCCUUUUGUUAGACCAAAUUUACCACAACUGUUGACUUUGGCAGAAUAUCAUGAGCAAGAAGAAAUUUUCAAGCUCAGACUAGGCCAUCUCAAAAAGGAAGAGGCAGAAAUCCAGGCAGAACUUGAACGUUUGGAAAGAGUCAGAAAUCUUCACAUACGGGAGCUCAAAAGAAUAAACAAUGAAGAUAAUUCACAGUUCAAAGAUCAUCCAACAUUAAAUGAAAGAUACUUAUUACUUCAUUUGCUUGGAAGAGGGGGCUUUAGUGAAGUGUAUAAGGCUUUUGACCUAUAUGAGCAAAGAUAUGCUGCUGUGAAAAUCCAUCAGCUUAAUAAAAGCUGGAGAGAUGAGAAAAAAGAAAACUACCACAAACAUGCCUGCAGAGAGUAUAGAAUACACAAAGAAUUGGAUCACCCCAGAAUAGUUAAACUCUAUGAUUAUUUUUCCUUGGAUACAGAUACGUUUUGUACAGUGUUAGAAUACUGUGAAGGCAAUGACUUGGAUUUCUAUCUGAAGCAACACAAGUUAAUGUCAGAGAAAGAAGCUAGGUCUAUUGUAAUGCAGAUUGUAAAUGCUCUAAGAUAUCUCAAUGAGAUUAAACCUCCUAUUAUACAUUAUGAUCUUAAGCCAGGAAAUAUCCUUCUGGUAGAUGGAACAGCAUGUGGAGAAAUCAAAAUCACUGAUUUUGGUCUAUCCAAGAUUAUGGAUGAUGAUAGCUAUGGUGUAGACGGAAUGGAUCUAACUUCCCAAGGGGCAGGCACUUACUGGUAUUUACCUCCUGAGUGUUUUGUAGUUGGAAAAGAGCCACCAAAGAUUUCCAACAAGGUUGAUGUAUGGUCAGUUGGAGUCAUCUUCUUCCAGUGUCUCUAUGGUAGAAAACCAUUUGGCCACAAUCAAUCUCAACAAGACAUUCUUCAAGAAAAUACAAUACUGAAAGCCACAGAAGUCCAGUUCCCUGUAAAACCAGUUGUAAGCAGUGAAGCCAAGGCCUUCAUAAGACGCUGUUUGGCAUACCGAAAAGAAGAUCGAUUUGACGUGCACCAACUGGCAAAUGAUCCAUACCUUCUCCCACACAUGAGAAGAUCAAAUUCUUCAGGAAACCUACACAUGUCUGGGCUGACAGCAUCUCCUACACCUCCUUCUUCAAACAUACUUACUUACUGACUCUCCUCCAAGAUUGGCAUGAUCUUUGAUUGGCUUCCAAUGCAUACUUGAAUUUGAGAGCAUUUGAGUGUUUCUGUUUUCCAUUUUACACAAGACAUGGUUAAGAACUCUUUGUGAACCUAAGUCCUUUGUGGAGUCUCUUGUGUGAGAGUGCAUUGUGAACAGUGAAUGAGCACACACACCUCACUCUGACCUGGAGCAGUGAAACAGGAAUACCAUGCUGAGAAGAAAGGGAGGGUGUUUUUGUUUAUUUAGUGGAACACUGUAAAUAACGUUUAUAAUACUUAAAUAUAUUUGAUUGUUACUAGAGAGUUCUAAUAUGAAGGGUAGUUUUUCAUUAUUUAAAAACACAUGGAAAAAUAUGAAACAUAUUUCUAACACAAGAACUACAGUGCCUGGAUACAUCUUCAGCAUUCAGCAGUUAAUCUGCUGAAACCAAAGUAAGAACUGAGUGAUGGUGACCGUUGUGUUUUAUAAAAAUAGAAUGUGAGAGUUAGAAUCUUUGGGCAAAGUUAGACUUUGUCAUUUGCCUAUUGUGGUUUUUACCAAGUUGUACCUCGAAAUCAUAUGUCCGGUUUUCCCUACUGGUUAUGUUAAAGGGACAGCUGUUACUCCUAGAUCCUUCACACCUUUAACAAAAAGAGCUGCCUAUUCUGAAUCAGUUGAAGUCACUAAAUUGUAGUAUCUCCAGUGCUUUCAAUAUUUUAGAAUUGUUAACAGGCAUUUUUCUUUUGUCACCAGGCUUUGUCCAUUAAGACAAGAGACAGUGUAUAACCAAAAGCAGACCAGUUCUAUGCAGGAUAAUGAUAAAUUCCCUUCUAGCUCUAUUGUAAAUUGUUGUACAGAUGUCGUAUUUCAAUUACUAAGUUUCAGCAGCUUAUUCUUGUACAAAUGUUUAAAAAUAUGGCUUUUCUAAUUGGAUAUUGUAUUUUUUUUAAGUCUUCUUGAAGGCGCUUUAAUUGCUGCUAAAUAAUGUUGCUUUUUUGCUAUAAAAAAAUUGAAUGACCUCCUUGAAGGUGCAACUUGACUAUAUAUCAUAGAGAGAUAAUUAAAAGCAGGCAUUCAUUAACAAUCAAGGCAUGUAAAAUCCAUGUUGGGCAUAUUGAGUUCUUUAAAUCAGUUUCUUGGGUUCUAGGGCUGUGGAGCAUAUAGAUACUAGACUUAUAAAUUGUUCAUGGUUAUUCUACAUUUCUAGAAGGUUCUUAGCAUCAUGGUGGGAUGAUGAUCCCGUAGGAAGUUUCUUGUGGUUUGUACAGAUUUGUUAAAAUGUGAACAUUUUCUAACUGCCUUGUAUAGUAGAAACCAAUAUUUUGAGGAUGCUGUAUUUCAUUCCUGUAAGGGUUUUUUUUUUUCUUUUCUUUUUCCUUCAUUGUCACAUUCAUAAUGCUGAGACUUACAUGUAAGUUGUCCGUGUUGGAGAAAACUGAGGCUAUACCUACCAGAUUUCCCUUAAUAUUGUACAGUUUAAACUGUGGCUCUUAUCUGAUGUUGCAAGCCAUUUUUUUCAUUGUACAUAGACACAUUGUCUCUUUAAGAUGCUGCUGGAAUUAUAGAGAAUGUAGCCAAAACAGUAAUAAACCAUGACAGUUAAAAUGUAAAGACUGUGAAAAUUACAUUCAAAGAGAGCUUUUUAAGAUUUAAGACACUGACCAACUUUUAACUCCUUAAGAAUCAUCUGGAUAAAUUCCUUAAGCAUACUCUUAAGUAUAAAGUGUUUCAAGCUGUUAAACUUAGCCCUGAUAACCAUUAUCAAGGCUAAUCCUGGGUAAAAUUAGCACAACCAGGGUGGCUUAGGGCCAUACCUCUUCUGUAGAUUAAAAUAAAAACCCCUUAAGAACAUGGACGUGAUCACAAAUGGUGACAUGAUCACAAAUGCUUGUAGUUGUACCUGUAAGUUUACAUUCUGAAUUAAAAGAACAUGCCCAGUUUUGUUUAAAAUUUUGGUGAGGUAUAAUGUUGAUGUGCAAGUCCAGCCUGAGGUUGAGUUGACAGUUCAGAUAGAUCACAGAUUUCACCGCAGUAUUUUCAAAUGAGAGUAACUGCUAGCAUCAGAAUGUCUAAGAGUCUGAGGCAGGAAGAUCAUGAGUUUUAAGACCAGCCUGGACUACAUAGAAAGACCCAGACUCAAUAAAUAAAUAAAAUGUGGGGGGGGUGAAAAAGGAGAAAAUAGCUUGACUUGAAUCUUAAGUAAUCAUUUCAGAAUCAAGAGUAUAUGUGAAGGGCUGGCAAGAUGGCUCAAUGGGUGAGGAAGGACCCGUUCAAUCUCUACAGCCCACAUGGUGGAAGAACUGUAGUAUAGCACACCACAUCACACGUGCCCUCCACACACACAUAAAAGAAAGAAGACUUACCCAUGUCAUCUAAAGUUUUUCCCAAUAUGCUAUGGAUUUAGAUAACCUACUGUAAUUGGGCUAAAUGGACCAGGGUCACCUUCACAAGAUGCAGCUAGUGUCUUGCUGAAUAAUUUCCAUUUACUCUGGCAGGCUUUGCUCAUUUCUUUUGAGGCUUCAGUUUUUUUAGGCACAGUUCACACUUAGCCUUUUAAACUUGGCUUACAAAGAGAGUGUAGUUCAGUGUCCCAGCACCCCACCCCCCAUCCCCCACCCCCAAUACAUUAGUCUGAAUCAGUGUGUGGAGGCUGAGAGGAAGUGUAGACACUGUGUGGUGAUGAGAAGUUGGGGGUGGAAACACGCCUGAUUGUUUCAAAAAUAAUGGUUUGAAUUAUGUUUUUCCUUAUGGCUGUUUUCUUUUUCUAAAAAAAAAAUGAGUUUAAAAUGUGAACAUAGACUUCUGCAAGUACCUCAUUAUGGAAGUCAACAUGGAGAUGGUAGCACGUCAGUGAAACAUCACCAAGUGCAUUGUACUAUUUUGAUGUUUAUUAACUAUUAAAUAGUGUCGAUUACUCUCAGAUCCUACUAGCUAUAUUUUAGUGAAAAUGUGGUCUAUUUAUGUUGAUAGUUUAAUGAUUUAAUUACAUCGCUGUUUGAUUUUUUUCAUGAAAGAAAUAUAGCCUUAUACCUUUAAAAGCAUAUUGGCAAGUCUUC
Messenger RNA from Nannospalax galili (Upper Galilee mountains blind mole rat), 5591 nucleotides. It is a transcript of the gene Tlk1, whose product is annotated as tousled like kinase 1. The record is from RefSeq and is a predicted model, not a curated record. Gene Ontology annotation, biological process: peptidyl-serine phosphorylation; intracellular signal transduction; chromosome segregation. Gene Ontology annotation, cellular component: nucleus. Bases 247 to 2547 code for a protein of 766 amino acids. Lineage: Eukaryota; Metazoa; Chordata; Mammalia; Rodentia; Spalacidae. The transcript has 21 exons. Gene Ontology annotation, molecular function: ATP binding; protein serine/threonine kinase activity.